Messenger RNA from Eruca vesicaria subsp. sativa (arugula), 534 nucleotides. The record is from the annotation of a GenBank genome assembly. NCBI's taxonomy places the organism in Eukaryota, Viridiplantae, Streptophyta, Magnoliopsida, Brassicales, Brassicaceae.
AUGUCGUUUGUGGCACAAAAUUCACAACACUAUGUUCUGGUCAAUGUAUUAAAAGCAUCUAGUGAAAUUCAGAAAAUUCGGGUGAAGAUUAGAAACAAAUGGACUUUGUACAAUCCCAAAGCGGGAAACUCUAUUGAGUUAGUCCUUGCAGAUUUAUCUGAUACGAGAUUGCACGCAUCUAUUAAAAAUGAACUUUUACCGAAACAUAGACAUCUUCUAAACGAUUGUCCAAUUUUAUCAAUCAACGCAUUCAGUCUGAAAGAAUACGUUGGUGAGUUCAGACGCAGUUCUGUUCCUUACAAAUUCUCUCUCCUACUGACAAUGAGGACCAUAGAGUUGACAGAUUUUCCUAAUGAUGUAUCUGAAAAGUAUUUUAUUGACUUUGGUGAGGUAUUAGACGAAAAAUAUGAAAUAAACAUAUUGAUAGGUGUCACUGGACAAAUCAUUCAAGUUGGUAAUGUUGAAGAAGUGAAGACAAAAGGAAAGUCGAACAAUUCUUCCAAACUUCAACUGAUUUUUCCCGAUACAAAGUAA